GAGGUUCAUAAAUGGUGGGCUUGAUAAUCAAUUACCAACCCAACCCAAGUUUUAAAAUGUGGAUGAACCUUGCCGUUUGAUUAAUCCAACUUUUCUUUCCUUUUUCUCACCUUCAAAUACAAGCUACCCCUUCUUUUUCAAAACCCUAAUUUCUUUCCCCCAAUCCAAUCACCGAUCCCAACCAAUUUCUCAGAUCUGCUGCGCGUCUUCCUCAGGAAUUAUGGCUUUUGUGCGGAAUUAUCAAGCUGAAGAUCGUAAUUUAAAUGGUGGCUAUUGGCCCACCUAUGAUGGAAACAACACUGGCAACACUGAUAGGAAAAGAAGCAGAAACCAUUAUGAUCAGAGGAAUUAUAACAAUUAUUAUGACAACCAGAUCAAUUUUGGGAACCAUUACUAUGACAACCAGACCAAUUUUGGGAACCAUUACUAUGACAACCAGACCAAUUUUGGGCACUAUGGUGGCAAUGCAGACUAUGCUAAUUAUGCUGAUGUUGUUCCAUCUUCUCAGAAGAAAAGAAAAUUUUCUGCUCCUGUUGGGGUAGAAAGCCAGAAGUUCAAUCUGCCAGCUACUGUCUAUGACAAUGUCCCUUCAUCCCGGUGUUUUCAAGCUCAUCCUACAAGAUCCAAUGCUUAUACCUCAGCUAGCGUUAAACCUGGUUUCUCCAUAUUUGAUGAUGAUACACCUGUCUUUAUGUCUAGGGAUGAUAUUGAUAGAAACUCUCCAUCAAGAAAAGAUGGUAUUGAUGUGCGCCAUGAAGCACACUUGCGGUAUUCUUAUUGUGCCUUCCUUCAGAAUCUCGGGACAAGGCUUGAGCUGCCACAAACUACCAUCGGGACAUCCAUGGUUCUGUGCCACCGUUUUUUUGUUCGACAAUCGCAUGCUUGCCAUGACAGAUUUUUGAUAGCUACUGCUGCUCUUUUUCUUUCUGGGAAGUCAGAAGAAUCUCCAUGCCCUUUGAAUAGCAUAUUGAGAACAUCCAGUGAAAUCUUACACAGACAAGAAUUUGCUUUCUUAUCCUACUGGUUUCCUGUUGAUUGGUUUGAACAGUAUCGUGAACGGGUGCUUGAGGCUGAAACAUUGAUACUCACAACGCUCAACUUUGAACUCAAUGUGCGACACCCUUAUGCACCUCUUACAUCCGUUCUUAACAAAUUUGGUCUUUCAAGGACCGUUUUGGUGAAUAUGGCCUUAAACUUGGUCAGUGAAGGGCUUCGGAGCUCUCUAUGGCUUCAAUUUAAACCUGAUCAAAUUGCUGCUGGAGCUGCAUACCUUGCUGCCAAGUUUCUGAACAUGGACCUUUCUGCUUAUCAGAAUAUCUGGCAAGAGUUUCAGGCAACCCCAUCUAUUCUUCAAGAUGUUUCACAGCAAUUAAUGGAGCUCUUCUAGAAGGAUAAUAGAAAUGUUAUACCAUAGUUCUCAGUAAAGUAGAUUUUAAAAUACUUCACAUACUUAAGAAAUAGAAUCACAGAUCAGCUGUGUUGUUUCCAGAGUUUGGUAUCUGUUAAAUUUCGGGUUUACUUUGGAGUUUAGACCCUACUCGUGCAUGCACAUAAAAUAAUUUAAAACUUCGAAUAUGCCAUUAUCUGGCUUGGAUUUAAAUUUUUUAUUUGUCUUGCGUUCAUUGGAAAUAAGAUAAAUACAUUUUUUC
Molecule: messenger RNA, 1649 nt
Organism: Vicia villosa (hairy vetch)
Lineage: Eukaryota; Viridiplantae; Streptophyta; Magnoliopsida; Fabales; Fabaceae
Product: cyclin-T1-3-like
Exons: 7
Coding region: 221-1387 (388 amino acids)
Biological process (GO): positive regulation of DNA-templated transcription, elongation; regulation of transcription by RNA polymerase II
Cellular component (GO): nucleus; cyclin/CDK positive transcription elongation factor complex
Molecular function (GO): cyclin-dependent protein serine/threonine kinase activator activity
Source: RefSeq, a predicted model, not a curated record